Sclerotinia trifoliorum is the source of this 2415-nucleotide messenger RNA. NCBI's taxonomy places the organism in Eukaryota, Fungi, Ascomycota, Leotiomycetes, Helotiales, Sclerotiniaceae. The record is from the annotation of a GenBank genome assembly.
UCUGCCAAACUCUAAUAAAUUUAUUUUAUCUGGAGAUUGAAUGUCAACAAAAGAGUUCAAUAUUGCUAUCUUUAUUUACUCAUCCGACAACGACAACGACGACGACAACGACGACAGCAACAACAUCAUGAACAAGUGACCUCCACAGAUCUUUAUUCUUCUUAUUGAUGUUUAGUCUUUUAAGCUGCAACUUCUCACAAUUUUCCCAUCAUGCCGCCUGCAGUACGGAUUCGUCCUUACAAGGACUUUUUGACUCCAGCCUUGCAUAGAAGAUUUGCAUUGGCAACGGCUGUAUUGGCAGCAGUAUGCUACAUCGAAGCGGUAUGGGUCGGGGAAUGGAAUUCAUGUAUGUACCUUUGGCUUCACAAAUUGAAUGUGCUAAUCAAACCCUGCAGUCCUUUGGUCAUGGUUUCCUUUGGGUAGAGCUGGCAUCAGAAGCGGUCUUUUCUUCAUAUGCGCAUUUAUGAUAUUCAUCCUUCGAGUAGCUCAAUUACAUGUCGGAAUGCGGACCUCAAUCUCGACCUUCCACACAUUUAUACAAUAUGCGCCCAAAUUUCAGACCGUUCAGACAGCACUUUGGUAUCUAUUUUCCGCAUGGUUUUUCAGCGAGAUAUACAUAUGGUCAGUUCCUGAGAGCGCAGGUCUCAAUCGCAUCAAGCUUGCAGCAAAAACCAGUCGACCAAUAUUGAACGAGAAACCUAUUUAUUUAACUAUGUGUCUUUUAUUUAAUGCUAUCGUACAAGCUGGUUUCCACCUUAUGUACGACUAUGAUCGCAUUGAUAUUCCAUUUACGAAGACAGGACCAGAAGUUUCAUCCGAGCAACCUUCACAUACAACUGUACUGCCAAUGGUACAAUUGAAAGCGAAGGCAAUGCCUCUAGCUAUAAGCUGUCUCAAGCGCGUUACCAUCAUGGCUGUGGUAUCUCCAUUUAUCUAUUCUAUGAAUAUUAGCCUCCCUAUUCCUUUCAUCCUACCGAUUUACACGUUCAAUAUCAGAGAGAGUGUAUGGGGGUUUACCCGUUCAUUUGCAAAGAUUUUCUGGAACCUACCAAAAGCCGCUACUCCCCCGAAUGAGUUGCCUUUCCACUGGACAAUGGUGCUUAGGACAAUUAUUUCGGGACUCAUGCUUACCUUACUGUGGGAAUUUGGAAAUCUUGCAUUCUCGGUUUAUGUGGCGCAAGCGCCUUUGAAGAAUGACAGACCAAUUACCUAUGAAUCUCGAGACCCGAAUGGGAGUUUGUUGACUGGACUAAAGGGUAAGAAGUUGCAAACAAGAGUAAGCACCCUCCCCUAAGCUCCUCCUAUGAGAUUGUAUUAACACCGUUCAGGCUUUCGCAUUUUGGGAACUUGUAGAAAUUGCACAGCAGUACCAGGGAAGACGGAAAGCCAUUUUUGAUGACAUUGACCGUGUGGGCGGUUCAGCUUGGUCUCAAAUCCUUGCAACAUGCCUCGAGACAAUUAAUGAGAUCAAUCAGCGUAUCGAAGAAUAUGAUCCAAAAAAACCACCAUCAGUAAUCAGUGUGUAUGAGGAGCAGGAGACGCAGGACCCAGUAUCAUCGCUUCCCCGUCUCUUGACCGAAUCCCUGAAGGAAGAACCGAAGGGUGGUCUUGUGAGAAAACCCCAACCAGCAGAGUCAAGAAGUACGCGUUAUCUGGAAGCCGUUGGCUCAUUUGCAAAGAGUCAGGGGGAACUAUCACCACCAGAUAAGAUAUCUCGUAGCCGCCAGUUGAAAGAAGACAAGAAAAAGGCAGCAAUUAAGUCCGCAGUAUCUACACAAUUUCAACAGCCUGAGGGAAUCCAGAAAAUCCUACGUGAGCAGGCAAUUAUAAUUCUCAGUCUACCAUUUGGGAAACCGUUCAGGCAGGAAUAUCGAAAAGAGAUUGCAAGCGUAGUGUUAGGAACCCCCUAUGGCGAUCUAGGUAUCAUCAUUGAUGCUAUCAACUCAAUAACUAGGUUUGCUGUAUGCAGUCUUGUUGAAGACAAAUAUGGAAAGGUACAGAAGGACAUCAAGGAUAUCGUUGAGACAUAUACCAAGACGAUUGUGGAAGUGCAGAAGUUUAGGACCGGAUUAGGCACACAUUGGACCGAUGUAGAAGGAAGACAAGAGAGCCCCGAGGUGGAUUUGCUACUCGCUGUCUUGAAAAGCGGACUUAGAGAGAUAGUUGGGGCCUUUGGGGAUUAUAGUGCAGAGUUGAAAAUAAACCAGACUGCCUUGAGGGUAGCGAGAGAAGCCAUGAAUAUGCCUCCUCCAAGACAGGAGGAUAUGGAGCAGAGGCGUCGUUGGAAGACUUGUAUCGUGUAACACCAAGCAAAUAAAUAUAUUACGAUCCUCAAAAUAAACGCUUCAUCCGAAUAUGUGAUGAGGUAGAAAGUCUAUGCAUGGAAUGCAUAGCUAAUAGCUUAUCCGUAGGUUU